Cuscuta epithymum is the source of this 4664-nucleotide messenger RNA. The record is from the annotation of a GenBank genome assembly. NCBI's taxonomy places the organism in Eukaryota, Viridiplantae, Streptophyta, Magnoliopsida, Solanales, Convolvulaceae.
CACGACUUUUAAUAUGAUUUGGUUCUCCUAUCUCCCCCGGCAAUCAUUUCCUCUCCGUUUGCCGGGAAAUGGCCAAAACAAAACCACUUAUGAGAAUAUCCAUACUAACGUUGUUGUUAUGUUCCUUCCAAUGUCACAAAAUUUUAGCAGACAAAGAAUCAUUGGAUACUGAUCGAGAAAUUAAGAGUAGCAUUGGAGCGUUGGAUAAGAAAGAUACGGCGUCGUUCCCCUUAUCGCUGCAAGCCCGGAGCCUCAGAGGCUCCUUUUCGUCUCAUGGGGGGAGCCGGAGCAGGCGGCGGCGCCGGCGGAGGAAGAGGAGGAGGGACCGUACACAAUCGUCAAGUUCCGGCGGUUCUAGAUUAGGCCUUGAAUGCGUAGCCUCGACAGCGUUUAUGGUUUUGCUUUUCUUUUUGGCAUUAUAGGCUAUUCGGCUUCUUCAUUUCUAAGAUUUCUUGAAGGCAAAUGAGGGAUUAAACGGGCAUUUUACCCCUUCCAUGCGGGUGAAACUCGAAAGAGAAAUUACUUCACGUUUUGUAAAUGUAAAAAUGUAAAAUCGGUUAUCUGUCUUUUACUGUAUAAAUUUACAGUAAAAGCAUACGAGUAUUUCGUUAAAAUUCAUGUUACAUUUCAUUUUAUAUUCCAAGAAACAGAGAUUUGUUUUGUUUGAAAUUUAUUCAGAAAUAUUUCAACUUCUUAAACCCAAAUAAUAUUUUCAUGAAUGUGGAAUUUUAAAAAUUUUAAGAAAACCUCAUUUUGGUCCAACCUUGACUUCUCCAUCCAGUUAGUUGUGUAUGUGUGUAUAUGAUGGCUUCAUACUUCAUAGUAUGGACAAUUCUUUAACUUUAAGGAAGCGCAACUCACAAUGUAGAGAAUUGGUUCAAGACAUCUACUUUUAGUUAAAAUUGCAAAUCAUCAAUUUGAAGAUGAAAUCUAUGUUCUUCAAAUUUGCUACAUAAUUAAAUUGCAAAUCAUCUACUUUUAGAGCUUUAUAUGUGAGGAUCUGGAUCCAUUCUUGGUUGUAGUGUUUCAAUUUCAGUUCCGGUCUGACUCUAGACCGAUUAAAAAUCAAAUCCUUUCCAUCUCUCAAAGGGUUAGAGGCCUAAAGAGAAGCAAUGGAAAGGAAAAAAAAUGGCAGUAAUAUGUGUAAGAAGAGUAAAAAAUGAAAAUAUUUCAGACACAUACACGACUUUCCUUCAUUUUCACAGCAAAUAUAACAAAGUUUGAUACGGACAACCAACCAACCUCACAAUAUGGGAAAAAUUGGGAAUCAAAAUUGUAGAUGAAAUAGGUUAAGCUUGAAGCAAUGGCAAUGUGAGAGACUCUGCACCAUUCACCAACAACUAUACAUGAAAGAGACAUGGAAAAUGAUCAUUCAAAGUCCACCCUCACCUUAUUACAAUAUAUUUAAACAGAAACCUCAACCCUGCCAUUUAUUCCCUCCAUCUUCAACUCCAUCCGCCACCAUACAUGGAAGCCAGUGCAGGUCUUGUUGCCGGUUCUCAUAACCGAAAUGAGCUUGUUGUCAUUCAAGGCCAUGAAGAGCACAAAACAUUGAAGGAUUUGAGUGGACAAGUUUGUGAGAUAUGUGGGGAUGAAGUAGGCCUUACAGUGGAUGGGGAUCUCUUUGUGGCUUGCAAUGACUGUGGAUUUCCAGUUUGCCGGCCGUGCUAUGAGUAUGAGAGAAGAGAAGGCACUAAACAUUGCCCUCAAUGCAAAACUAGAUACAAGCGACUCAAAGGGAGCCCUAGGGUGGAGGGAGAUGAUGACGAGGAAGAUGACGAUGAUAUUGAGCAUGAGUUUAAGAUAGAUGAUGAGAAAAAUGAGAACAGAAGAAUAGUAGAAACCAUACUUCAUGGAAAGAUGAGCUAUGGAAGAGGAGGAGAAGUAGUUGAAGAUGCUUCUUCUAAGUACCCACAUGUCAUUGCUGGCGUUCGUUCCCGCCCGGUGAGUGGUGAAUUCCCAAUCUCAAUUCAUUCUAAUGGAGAUCAGAUGGGAUUAUCUCUUCAUAAAAGAAUCCAUCCCUACCCAGUAAUGGAGCCUGCAGAAAAUGUAAGAUGGGAAGAAAGAAUGGAUGAUUGGAAAUUACAGAUGCAAGGAAACAUGGGACAUGAACACGACGACUUUGCUGAUCCUGAAAUGGCCAUAGUCGAUGAGGCAAGACAACCAUUAUCAAGGAAGGUACCAAUUGCAUCAAGCAAGAUAAACCCUUACCGUAUGGUAAUUGUGGCAAGGCUGGUUAUUGUAGCUCUCUUCCUCCGUUAUCGAAUCCUCAACCCUGUUCAUGAUGCCAUUGGUCUCUGGCUAACUUCCAUCAUCUGUGAGAUCUGGUUUGCCUUCUCAUGGAUUCUAGAUCAGUUCCCCAAAUGGUUCCCCAUUGACCGCGAAACUUACCUUGAACGCCUCUCUCUCAGGUACGAGAGGGAAGGAGAGCCAAACAUGUUAUCCCCGGUGGAUAUCUUUGUGAGUACGGUGGAUCCAUUGAAGGAACCUCCACUUGUUACAGCUAACACAGUUCUCUCUAUAUUAGCAAUGGACUACCCAGUUGAAAAAGUCUCAUGUUAUAUAUCUGAUGAUGGAGCUUCUAAUUGCACAUUUGAAGCACUCUCAGAGACUGCUGAAUUUUCCCGGAAAUGGGUUCCUUUUUGCAAAAAGUUUGAUAUAGAGCCUCGAGCCCCAGAGAUGUAUUUUUCUCAGAAAAUCGAUUUUCUAAAGGAUAAAGUUCAACCAACAUUCGUAAAAGAUAGACGUGCAAUGAAGAGAGAGUAUGAGGAGUUCAAGGUUAGAAUCAAUGCAAUGGUGGCAAAAGCAGCAAAAGUUCCUCAAGGAGGAUGGAUCAUGCCAGAUGGAACACCAUGGCCAGGGAAUAAUACCAAAGACCAUCCUGGAAUGAUCCAAGUGUUUCUUGGCCAGAAUGGAGGAACUGAUGUAGACGGAAAUGAACUGCCACGCUUAGUGUAUGUAUCUCGUGAGAAGAGGCCUGGCUUCAACCAUCACAAGAAAGCCGGUGCCAUGAAUUCCCUGGUUCGUGUCUCGGGAGUUCUUACCAAUGCACCACUCAUGCUUAACUUGGACUGCGACCAUUAUAUAAACAACAGCAAAGCUGUGAGAGAGGCAAUGUGUUUCUUGAUGGACCCCACGAUUGGACGGAAAAUCUGCUAUGUCCAGUUUCCUCAAAGAUUUGAUGGUAUAGACAGGCAUGACAGAUAUGCAAACAGAAACACUGUCUUCUUUGAUAUUAACAUGAAAGGUUUAGAUGGAAUACAAGGUCCUGUAUAUGUUGGGACAGGGUGUGUAUUUAGACGACAAGCUUUGUAUGGAUAUGAUCCACCAAAACGCGUUAAGCGUCCAAAAAUGGUAACUUGUGACUGUUGCCCAUGUUUUGGACGCCGGAGGAAGCUUGAGAAGUAUACUAAGCGUGGAGACGCUGCAAACGUUGAAGGAUUUGAUGAUGAUAAAGAGGUAAUUAUGUCAGAGAUGAACUUUGAGAAUAAAUUUGGGCAAUCAGCAAUCUUUGUGACUUCAACUUUAAUGGUUGAUGGUGGUGUACCACCUUCAUCAAGCCCAGCAGCUUUACUCAAGGAAGCCAUUCAUGUAAUCAGCUGUGGCUAUGAAGACAAAACAGAAUGGGGAACUGAGUUAGGGUGGAUUUAUGGCUCAAUCACAGAGGAUAUCUUGACUGGUUUCAAGAUGCAUUGUCGGGGUUGGAGGUCGGUCUACUGCAUGCCAAAGCUAGCUGCCUUCAAAGGUUCGGCUCCCAUCAACCUGUCAGACCGUCUGAACCAGGUGCUCCGUUGGGCUCUUGGCUCGGUUGAGAUCUUUUUCAGCCGACACUGCCCGGUUUGGUAUGGUCACAAGGGAGGAAAGCUAAAGUUUCUUGAGAGAUUUUCAUAUAUUAACACGACUAUAUAUCCUUUCACUUCCAUUCCUCUCCUUGCCUACUGCACCCUCCCAGCCAUCUGCUUACUCACAGGAAAGUUCAUAAUGCCGGAGAUAAGCACCCUUGCAAGUUUAUUCUUCAUAGCUCUCUUUCUCUCGAUCUUCGCAACGGGCAUUCUUGAGCUGAGAUGGAGUGGGGUUAGCAUAGAGGAAUGGUGGAGAAAUGAGCAAUUCUGGGUCAUUGGAGGGAUAUCAGCCCACCUCUUUGCGGUUAUCCAGGGACUCCUGAAGGUUUUGGCAGGAAUAGACACCAAUUUCACUGUCACUUCAAAGGCAACCGAUGAUGAGGACUUUGGAGAGCUAUAUGCCUUUAAAUGGACAACGCUCCUAAUCCCGCCAACAACUAUUCUGAUAAUCAACUUAGUAGGGGUAGUGGCCGGGAUCUCUGAUGCCAUAAACAAUGGUUACCAAUCAUGGGGUCCCCUUUUUGGGAAACUGUUCUUUGCUUUUUGGGUCAUUGUCCAUUUGUACCCUUUCCUGAAAGGUCUCAUGGGACGGCAGAACAGGACACCAACCAUUGUGGUCAUAUGGUCAAUUCUGUUGGCUUCCAUCUUUAGCUUGCUUUGGGUUAGGAUUGAUCCUUUUGUGCUUAAAACCAAGGGGCCUGAUGUCAAGCAAUGUGGAAUCAACUGCUGAUAGCCCUCCUCCUUAGUGAUCCAUUCUAGGGGUGCACAUCAGCAUUUGAUGUGCCAAAGAUGAGCCAUGUUAAUGCAGACGUAUAAGAAAGA